AUGCUGGAACGAGGACACGUUCGGUCAUCCUUAAUGGUCAUGGAACUUCCUGGAUCUUCCAUAAACCGUAUCCUGGAGGCUACUAACGCAUCGAGGAGUAAGACCAAUAAAGAACCGCUUACAGAAACUGGUAAAUCGAUAUCUUCUGAUAUGAAAGAACUUAAUAUAACUGGCAUGCAGCUCGGAACAAAUGAAUACCUCAAUAAUAGACUAGAGACUAGAAUAAGAGGACUCAUAGAGGAUUCCUCAAAGGGAACUGACGACAGAGGCCUUGAGUACCAGAGACAAUCUCACCGCAAGUCCUCGCUAGGAUUUUGGCCUUUUUGCCCUCCCAAGGUCCUUCGAGACAAAUUGGAGGUGCUCUACCACGCUCAAUCUUCGCCACCGCCUUACCUGGGAGAAAAGGAAUGA
Molecule: messenger RNA, 411 nt
Organism: Nezara viridula (southern green stink bug)
Lineage: Eukaryota; Metazoa; Arthropoda; Insecta; Hemiptera; Pentatomidae
Source: the annotation of a GenBank genome assembly